This is a messenger RNA of Drechmeria coniospora, 501 nucleotides long. RefSeq names its product AIG2-like protein. The transcript is spliced from 4 exons. Lineage: Eukaryota; Fungi; Ascomycota; Sordariomycetes; Hypocreales; Ophiocordycipitaceae. The record is from RefSeq and is a predicted model, not a curated record. The coding region runs from base 1 to 501 and encodes 166 amino acids.
AUGAGCGGCGAGUUUACGGCGUUCUUUUAUGGGACUCUGAUGGCCCCUGAGGUCUUUUUCAGCGUCUGCUACGGCACCACUAACCCCCCAAAGGCAUUCCGCAGCCUUCACACAUUCAUUCCCGCCAUCCUCAAGGACCAUAGCCGUCACCGAGUGCAGUAUGCCGACUACCCAGCUGUAAUCGCGGAGAAGGGACACAGCGUGCGAGGCAUUCUCGCAACUGGCCUGACCUCUGCCAACCUUCACAAGCUGGAUGAAUUUGAGGGGUCAGAAUACGAGCGUGUGAAGGUCAAGGUAGAGGUGCUGGACCAGCAAGGAGGCAAGGAGGUUGUUACAGACGUGAAGGAGACGUCGGUUUAUAUUUUUCUUGUCCCGCAAGACCUAGAGAAGCGCGAGUGGGACUUUGAAGAAUUCCGCCGAGAGAAAAUGGGCAUGUGGACUCGAGGCGACUGGGCGUACAGUGAUGGCCCCGACGAGGCGGCUUUGAAAAGCGCUGCUUGA